Molecule: messenger RNA, 4272 nt
Organism: Anguilla anguilla (European eel)
Lineage: Eukaryota; Metazoa; Chordata; Actinopteri; Anguilliformes; Anguillidae
Product: activated CDC42 kinase 1-like
Exons: 16
Coding region: 885-4055 (1056 amino acids)
Biological process (GO): regulation of keratinocyte differentiation; negative regulation of epidermal growth factor receptor signaling pathway; signal transduction
Cellular component (GO): extrinsic component of cytoplasmic side of plasma membrane
Molecular function (GO): ATP binding; protein serine/threonine/tyrosine kinase activity; protein binding
Source: RefSeq, a predicted model, not a curated record
GAACCUCGGUGCAAGCUGGUGACCCCAUUGGCCGUCUGUUGUUGAUCGCUGAUGCUGUGGGCAGAGCUGAGCACAGUGUGUGAUCUGCACACGCUCAGAGGUGGAAGGGACUCUGUGAAAAACACAGCUAAGUUUCUUAACAAAGAUUUUCUCAUGACAUUCUUUCAUGUUCUGUCACUUUUUUGACAUCUGGCAGGAAAUGAGUGAGAGAUUUUGGGGUGGGAGGAAGAGUAGGGACAGAGAGAGAGAGGGACUGGGUGAGAUUCAUGUGUUUUGGAACAAUAGUGGGCAGAGUGAGUGUGUGAGAAAGAGAGUGAGAGAGAGAAUAUGAAUUGAAGCACAGAAGUAUAGUUGAGAUUCUCAGAUGCAGAGAUCUGAGUGGUAGUUGAGCCCCGCCCAGCUGAAUGACAGGGUCAAGAGUUCAAGUGACAAAUUGGAGAUGCUUCCUUGGACUGUGUGCCACAUUCAGGAUGGGUGGAGGUUACUGAUCACUACUAAUUGUGUGUGUGUGUGUGUGUGUGUGUGUGUGUGUGUGUGCUCGUAUAUGUUCACAGUGGUCUUUACAGACGUGCAGCUGAGUUUUUGCAGAAGUGCAUUCCACCUCACUUGUUAGUUCUUUCAGCAGCGGGAAGCGAUUCUUUAACCUCUAACUUGACGGCUGGAAGUGGAAGAGAGGGGCAGUCAAGACCCUGCUGACCUCUGACCUCUGCUUGCAUCACAGCUGGAAUCCGCUUGGAUAAAAGGAGGUUCUGUGUCUGUAUCUUUAGAGCAUGUUUGGGCGGGGGGUGCAGGGUGACUGAACUGACGCCCCUGGUCUCUGCACUCGGCAGGGACACGCUUCCGUUCCGCUGAGACUGGGGUGCGUUGGGAAGCUGGGCAGCAGCAUGCAGUCGGACGAGGGAACAGAUUGGCUCCUGGAGCUCCUGACGGAGGUUCAGCUGCAGCAGUACCUACUGCGUAUCCGUGACGACCUCAACGUCACGCGCCUCUCGCACUUUGACUACGUGAAGAGUGAGGACCUGGAGAAGAUCGGGAUGGGGCGACCAGGUCAGAGACGGCUGUGGGAGGCAGUCAAGAGAAGGAAAGCUCUGUGCAAGCGCAAGUCCUGGAUGAGCAAGGUGUUCAGCGGUAAGAGGCCAGACUCUGAGCUCCAGCCCCAGCCCGUUUCCUCUUUCCGUAAGCCGUCCCCCACCCCGCCCCCCGCUGAGGGCCAGCAGGCCCUCACCUGCCUGAUCAGCGACAGGGACCUGACGCUGCUGGAGAAGCUGGGCGAUGGUUCCUUCGGCGUGGUCAAGCGCGGUGAGUGGGUGGCGCCCACAGGGAACGUGCUAAACGUGGCGGUGAAAUGUCUGAAGUCCGACGUGCUCAGCCAGCCAGACGCCCUGGAUGACUUCAUACGGGAAGUGAACGCCAUGCACUCGCUGGACCACCAGAACCUCAUCCGGCUAUAUGGUGUUGUCCUCACGCCCCCGAUGAAAAUGGUGACGGAGCUGGCCCCUCUGGGCUCCUUGCUGGAUCGGCUGAGAAGGCACCAGUGCCACCUGCUCAUCUCCACGUUGUGUCACUACGCCAUCCAGAUCGCCAAUGGCAUGGCCUACCUGGAGUCCAAGCGCUUCAUCCACCGCGACUUGGCCGCCCGCAACAUCCUGCUGGCCUCCAAGGAGCAGGUGAAGAUCGGGGACUUCGGCCUCAUGAGGGCGCUGCCCAAGAACGACGACCACUACGUCAUGCAGGAGCACCGCAAGGUCCCCUUUGCCUGGUGCGCUCCAGAGAGCCUUAAGACACGCACAUUCUCUCAUGCCAGUGACACCUGGAUGUUUGGGGUGACGCUGUGGGAGAUGUUCACCCACGGCCAGGAGCCCUGGGUGGGCCUCAACGGCAGUCAGAUCCUUCAUAAGGUGGAUAAGGACGGGGAGCGGCUGCCCAAACCUGAGGACUGUCCCCAGGACAUCUACAACGUGAUGCUGCAGAGCUGGGCUCAGAAGCCUGAUGACAGACCCACCUUCAUCGCUCUGCGCGAGUUUCUGAUCGAGACGAUGCCCACAGACAUGAGGGCACUGCAGGACUUUGUAGAGCCGGACAAACUGCUCAUCCAGUUAAACGAUGUCAUCACCAUCAUCGAGGGCAGGGCUGAGCACUACUGGUGGCGCGGACAGAACAAGCGGACCCUGAAGGUGGGCCAGUUUCCCAGGAACGCAGUGACCUCGGUAGCUGGCCUGUCAGCCCACGACAUCAGCAGGCCACUCAAGCACAGCUUCAUUCACACGGGCCAUGGAGACUCCAACCCCCAACGCUGCUGGGGCUUCCCUGACAAGAUUGACGACCUUUACCUGGGCAACCCCAUGGACCCUCCAGACGUUCUGGGAAUGGACCCGACAGCCGCCAGACCCACUCAGCUGCCGGGACGAGCUAAAAAGGAGCCCCCUCCACGGCCCCCCCAGCCAGCAAUGUUUCUGAAGAAAGCCUGCUACGAGACGGUUCAUGAUGAUGAUGAUGAAUCUGCAGCCUCAGGUCUGACGAGGCUCACUCUGAAGAGCCCGGGGGCUAUGAUCCGAGGACUGAGACUCAAACCUCAAACCGUGCAAGGGGAUGGUGCCCGGACUGAGGGGCCUCUCAUAGACUUUGACGAGGAGAUCUUCAUCUCCGCAACUCCUUCCCCAAUGACAGAACUGCACCCUCCUGCUGCACCCAAACUGGCCCCUAGCCCGCUGCCUGACUUCCUCCUGGACACCACGCCCCCCCAGAGUCCCACUGGCCUCUUGCACCCCACCCUGGUGGUAGACUGGGAUACCAAACCCCUGCCCGCGCCCCCCGCGUACGACGAUGUGGCCCAGGACGAGGAUGAUGUGGAGGUGAGCUCCAUCAAUGAGGCUGAGCGGAAGGGUGGGGGGGAACAGGGUGGAACGUCGGAGGCCACGUCCCCAGAGGGCAUGAUGGGCGGGGACAAGCCACCGGUUGAGGACAACCUCUUCGUCCCCACCAGACAGGGUGGAAGUCGCAGCUUCUCCCAGUCAGCAGAAAUCUUCCAGGAGCUGCAGCAGGACUGCAUGAGGAGGCUCAACGUCCCGGUGAGCUCCUCCCUGCCACCAUCCCCCACCCCCCCCGGCAUGGAGGCCCCCCACCGGCAGAUCAUCCUGCCUUUCCCCCAGGACAAGCCCCAGAUCCCGCCACGGAUUCCCAUCCCACCACGCCCCAGCAGGCGCGGGGACUGUGCCUACCGGUCCCGGGACGUGUCCCCCUCCUCUGGGGGUGAGGGGGACAACAAGGACAGGCCCCCCCUGCUCCCUCCCCGGGACAUCCUGUCCCAGCCCAGCUCCCGUGCCCCCAGCCCCCUGGGCCCCCACGUUGGGUCCCCCCAGCAGAGGGUCGGGCUGUGCUCUGCCCUGUCCCUGGGGUCCUGCUGCCUGUCCACCUCCCCGAACAGCAGGCCCAUGCCCACCACGCAGAGCUUUGCCUCCGACCCCAAAUACACCGCCCCCAAGGUGAUCCAGGCGCAGGAAAAGGAGAGCGCUCGGGCGCCCUGCAUCCUCCCCAUUGUCCGGGACGGCAAGAAGGUGAGCAGCACCCACUACUACCUCCUGCCCGAACGGCCGCCUUACCUGGACAGAUACGACCGCUUCUUCAGGGAGGCCGAGAACCCUGAGGACAGACGGUCGGCCAACACCGCCACCGUGCGACCCAUGAUGCACCAGGGCAACUUCAAGGACAACUUCUCCUCCAAUAACAACAGCAGCCUGAAGGACUUGCAUCACAUGAAGACCUCGCAUGGCAUGCCCUGGAUGAGCAAUGAUGGACAAGCCGGGAUUUUAGACACUAUCAAACAGGUGCAGGAAGCAGUGCAUGGAGUGACAAUAGAGGAGUGUCAGACAGCACUGCAAAACUAUGGCUGGAACAUACAGAGGGCAGUCCAGUACCUGAAGGUGGAGCAGCUGUUCUGUUUGGGCCUGAAGACCCGGACAGAGUGCCAGAAGGUUCUGGAGAUGCACGACUGGAACCUGGAGCGGGCCAGCACCCAGCUGCUGGAUUCAUACAGCUCUGUGCGGCAGAGGCGAUGACACCGUCAUUUGGGAAGGUCGCCUUUGGGCCGAUACCCCAUGACUGACUCGAUAAGAGACAGGAGCGCUGUCCGAGGCCCUUUCCCCAUGUACAAACACCACUGCUACUGCCGUCGCCCCUGCUGCUUCUUGAGAGACGUCGUGUCCUGUGACCUCCGACCCCACCGUGACCCUGUUCCUUGGCACUUGGGGGGUGCAAAGCAAGGGGUUGGGUGGG